This is a messenger RNA of Nipponia nippon (crested ibis), 2211 nucleotides long. NCBI's taxonomy places the organism in Eukaryota, Metazoa, Chordata, Aves, Pelecaniformes, Threskiornithidae. The record is from RefSeq and is a predicted model, not a curated record.
AUGAGCGCGGCCGAGGACGCGGAGUGGCUGCAGUGGGUGAGGAAGCAGUUUGGGAGCAUCGCGGGGCCGGACAAAGAAAUCGCCUUGGAAGAGUUCAAAACCGCUCUCCAAGUGAAGGAGUCCUUCUUCGCCGAGAGGUUCUUCGCGCUGUUCGACUCGGACGGGAGCGGGACCAUCAGCCUGGAGGAGCUGCUGAAAGCCCUGAGCCUGCUCGUACACGGGAAUGAGACGGACAAGCUGAGAUUCCUCUUCCAAGUUUACGAUGUGGAUGGCAAUUUCUGCAUCAAAGAUGCAAGCUGAAGGUAAAACCCUGGGGUUGUCAGGGCGCUACGGCGUAUGGGGGUCCCCGCUCUGACUCGCUGCGGCGCCCGCUCGCCCCAUGCAGGCAGCGGCUCCAUCGACCCGGACGAGCUGCGCGUGGUGCUGCGGUGGUGCCUGCGGGAGAGCGCGAUAGCCCUGCCCGAGGAGCGGCUGGGAGACCUCACCCUGGCCCUCUUCGAGGCUGCUGACAAGGACCACAGCGGCUCCAUCACCUUUGAGGAGCUCAGGGAGGAGCUGGAGGGUUUCCCCGAGGUCAUGGAGAACCUGACCAUCAGUGCAGCAAGCUGGCUGAAGCCCCCACCGCCCGUGGAGCGGAGCCGCCGGCCGCGCUACCUGACCCGGGCGUAUUGGCACAACCACCGCAGCAAGCUCGCCUUCCUGGGGGGCUACGCCAGCCUCAACCUCCUCCUCUUCGCCCUGGCCGCCCUGCAGCACGCCGGCCUGGGCGGGUGGGUGGCGGUGGCCCGGGGCUGCGGGCAGUGCCUGAACUUCAACUGCGCCUUCCUCGCAGUGCUGAUGCUGCGGAGGUGCCUGACCUGGCUGCGAGCUACCCCCAUCGCCAAGGUUUUGCCGCUGGACCAGCACGUUGUUUUCCACCAGCUCGUGGGUUACGUGGUGCUGGCGCUGGCGGCCGUUCACACGGCCGCCCACAUCGCCAACUUCAGCAGGCUGGCGCGGCAGGACGGGCGCCAUGCCCUCGCCGAGUACCUCCUGUCGGCACGGCCCGGCGUUGGGGGCCUGGGCGGCACGUGCGUCCGACGGAGCGGCCACUUCGAGGUCUUCUACUGGACCCACCUCUCCUACAUCUCCGUCUGGACCCUCCUCAUCCUCCACGGCCCCCACUUCUGGAAGUGGUUUGCGGUUCCCGGCUGCCUCUUCGUGCUGGAGAAGGUGGCCGGCUUGGCUCGGCGGCGUGCCGGGGGGCUGCGCAUCGUGGAGGUCAACCUGCUCCCCUCCAAGGUGACUCACCUGGUGAUCGAGAGACCGCAGUUUUUCCACUACAAGCCCGGGGACUACGUCUACCUGAACAUCCCGGCCAUCGCCACCUACGAGUGGCACCCCUUCACCAUCAGCAGCGCUCCCGAGCAGCAAGAGACCCUCUGGCUGCACAUCAGGUCGCUGGGCCAGUGGACCAACAAGCUGUACGAAUACUUCCAGCAGCCCGAAUCGCCCGGCCCGGAGCCAAAACCGCUCAGCAGGAGCCUGAGGGGGAAGAGACGCCGGUGCCGGGCGCAGGUUGGUGUCUCCACCGGGCUGGGCGAGACUCGUCGGCUCUGCAGCAUCAAGUGCUACAUCGACGGCCCCUACGGGACCCCAGCAUGGAGGAUCUUCACCUCGGAGCACGCCGUGCUCAUCGGCGCGGGCAUCGGCAUCACCCCCUUUGCCUCCAUUUUGCAGAGCAUCAUGUACCGCCGGCAAAAGCAGAGCUGCCCCAGCUGCCACUACUCGUGGUGCGAGGACCUGCGGGACGAGGAGAUGACACUCAGGAAGGUUGACUUCAUCUGGAUAAACCGGGACCAGAAGCACUUUGAGUGGUUCGUCAGCCUGCUAACGAAGCUGGAAAUGGAGCAGGCUGAGCAGGAGCCAGGAGGGCGGUUUUUGGAGAUGCACAUGUACAUGACAUCGGCCCUCAGCAAGAACGACAUGAAGGCCAUUGGGCUGCAGAUGGCCCUGGACCUGCUGGCCGCCAAGGAGCAGAGGGACUCGAUCACGGGGCUGCGGACCAGGACACAGCCCGGCCGCCCCGACUGGAGCAAGGUGUUUGGGAAGGUGGCGGAGGAGAAGAGAGGGAAAGUCCAGGUCUUCUUUUGUGGCUCACCGGCGCUUGCCAAAGUCAUCAGGGCUCACUGCGAGCACUUCGGCUUCCGCUUCUUCAAAGAAAACUUCUAA